Messenger RNA from Oncorhynchus kisutch (coho salmon), 4714 nucleotides. RefSeq names its product eukaryotic translation initiation factor 2 subunit 2. Gene Ontology annotation, biological process: translational initiation; formation of translation preinitiation complex. The record is from RefSeq and is a predicted model, not a curated record. NCBI's taxonomy places the organism in Eukaryota, Metazoa, Chordata, Actinopteri, Salmoniformes, Salmonidae. The transcript is spliced from 19 exons. Gene Ontology annotation, molecular function: mRNA binding; translation initiation factor activity; translation initiation factor binding. Gene Ontology annotation, cellular component: eukaryotic translation initiation factor 2 complex. The coding region runs from base 166 to 1164 and encodes 332 amino acids.
AUAUCUAGACUGGACCUGGCAACCCUGAAUAUCGACCUCAUUACGUUAGUCCACGAUUGCGCAUUGACAAUUUACCGCUGAUGCAAGAAGUGUCUGCGAAUUGAAGUGAGACUGGUCGGGGGAUCAAAAAAAACUUCCUAGAUCGUUCUUGUUCUUUCCGCAAACAUGUCAGGAGACGAAAUGAUAUUCGACCCCAACAUGACCAAGAAGAAGAAGAAGAAGAAGAAGCCUUUCAUGCUGGAAGAAGAAGGUGGAGACGGAGUGGCAGAGGACACACAGCAGGUAGAGGCCAAGGAGGUGGAACCUGACGGUGGGGAGGACAGAGAGUUCGACCUGGACGAGGACGAGGGAAGGAAGAAAGAGCAAUCCGACGAUCUUGAUGACCUGAACUUUUUCAACCAGAAGAAAAAGAAGAAGAAGCCCAAGAAAGGGUUUGAUAAUGACAUUGAGGAGGGGAUAAAGGAGCUGAAAAUUGAAGAAGAGCCGAGCGAAGCAGCGGAAGAGGACGACUUGGAUCUUCAGUUGCCAGCAAAGAAAAAAAAGUCCAAGAAGGUUGACUUCCAGGAGGAAGGAGAGAUACUUGAGAAGGACGAUGGCCUCGAGGACGUUGAGGGGGGAAAAAAUGAUGGCAUCUCAUUCAGCUCCCAGUCUGGUCCGGCGUGGUUAGGGACAGACAGAGACUACACAUAUGAUGAGCUGCUGAACCGUGUCUUCAACAUCAUGCGGGAGAAGAACCCUGACAUGGUGGCCGGAGAGAAGAGAAAGUUUAUUAUGAAGCCCCCUCAGGUGGUCCGAGUGGGCACCAAGAAGACCUCGUUUGUCAACUUCACUGAUAUCUGUAAACUGUUGCAUCGUCAGCCAAAACAUCUUCUGGCAUUUUUAUUGGCUGAGCUGGGGACAAGUGGCUCCAUAGAUGGAAAUAAUCAGCUUGUGAUCAAAGGAAGAUUUCAACAGAAACAGAUUGAAAAUGUCUUGAGAAGAUAUAUUAAGGAAUAUGUGACCUGUCACACGUGUCGCUCCCCUGACACCAUCCUACAAAAGGACACCCGUCUCUACUUCCUCCAGUGUGAGACCUGCCACUCACGCUGCUCCGUGGCCAGCAUCAAGACUGGCUUCCAGGCUGUCACGGGCAAGAGGGCACAGCUCCGUGCCAAAGCCAACUAAGGCCAACCACACCCUGGCUUCUCCCUCUCUGACCCGCCAGAGCUUUGGAUCCUCUUGAUAACUGGACUUUUGUUUGGAGUCCGAGAGGGUUUGUUGUUGUCGCUGCAUUAUGUGAGAGAGAAACGCUACAAGCUCUGAGGCUCAAAGGUCUGGCAGGUCAUAAGGAGCAGUGCGCAGAUGCAUAAGGUUUCACAGGCAAACCCCCAGUUUUCUCUUUUCUCAGCUGUGGGCAGAUUCUUUCAGAGCUUCUCUAUUCCCUCCAAGUGUGUCUUCUUCCCACAUUUCUUCAAUCGUAUGUAGCCCACAUAUCGGAUCAUAAAGACAAAGCUGUUAUGACAAAGUAAUUGAUAUUGGCUUUCCUUUGGUUGAAGCAUAGUGGGUGUGUAAACAAACAUUUUAAAGAUGCAUUCCAAGAGCUAGGUUUCAGUAUCAUGUAUGUACCCUUUUGCACUGCCGAGCCAUACUGUACGGGCCUGGUUACGCAUCCACCACAGCUUCAUGAACUGUGCUUGCUUCAAGGCAGUAGAGUUUCAGCAGGAUAUUGUUAAAGGGUUACGGAGAGUCGGUUUUUCAGCUUGUAUACCCUCCUCUACUGCUUUUACGGGCUUAUCUGAGAUCUGUAUACUAUCAUAGCAGACUGUCAGUGGGUGGAAGUAGCUGGGUGUCCUCCAGUAAGAGUACAUGAAUUACUUUCAAACUGAGACUACAGAAUAUGUGGGACAAACGACAAUGACAUCUAUUUAUUGUGUGUGUGUGUGUGUGUGUGUGUGUGUGUGUGUGUGUGUGUGUGUGUGUGUGUGUGUGUGUGUGUGUGUGUGUGUGUGUGUGCUUUUAUGGCAAUUACAAGAUUUUAACUUUGACUUCCGAUCCUCGACACUUAGGAAAAACAUUCUUCUGCGUGGUCACCUGGUAUUAAGAAGAUUGUUGAUUUCAAAUAGCAAACAAGAAUCUUACGAGGUAUUCACAUGGUAUCAAAUAUACUCCGGAUUUGUUCAGAAAGCAUAUACAAAGUCUCUUUCAAAUUGUUUUCAACCUGAUUUUUUAAAACCUGAUAUUUAACGUUCUCCCAUCACUUUUUUUUAAGACCGCAUGUUGUCGGUUGCCUUAUUGAUUUUCUUGACUAGGUAACACCCAGAGAAAUGUUUAUAAUGCAACUUAUCAUUGAAAGGGAGCGAAACUUGUUUUUAUAUGAAAACGGGUGGAAUUAGAACAAAUUAAUUCUAGGUCAUCAUAGAAUUUAGAUCAAAAUACGUUUUACAUGUAAACAUUUUUUCAUUGUGAGGUGUGAUUGUCUGAACAGCGCGACUGCAAUGAAGACUACCUGGAACGCAACCUAAAUUGCCGACGCAUGUGCAGUGAAUGCACUUCCUAUUCCGCUCAACGCGCUCCGUUUUCUUCUUUAACCAAGCUUAUUUUCAACGUAAAAAAAGUAACCGCGUGUUGGCUCAAGACAAUCCGACGUCAUGAGCUUGUUUGGGACCAGCACUGGGUUUGGCGCAGGGGGAUUCGGAGCGGCAACCACGGACACACACAACCCAAUGAAGGAUGUGGAAGUAACCUCACCCCCAGAUGACAGCAUCAGUUGCUUGGCGUUUAGUCCCCCUGCCAUGCCAGGGAACUUCUUGAUAGGGGGGUCCUGGGCCAAUGAUGUGAGGUGUUGGGAGGUACAGGACAAUGGGCAGACAGUCCCCAAAGCCCAGCAAAUGCACACAGGUCCAGUCCUUGAUGUCUGCUGGAGCGAAGAUGGAAGCAAAGUUUUCACUGCAUCUUGUGAUAAGACUGCCAAAAUGUGGGAUCUCAACAGCAACCAGGCAAUACAGAUCGCACAGCAUGAUGCUCCUAUCAGAACAGUCCACUGGAUCAAAGCCCCCAACUACAACUGCAUCAUGACAGGCAGCUGGGACAAAACUCUGAAGGUAAGAAAAUGUAUUGUGAUUGGAAACAAUCCUUGUUCCAAAAUGACUAUCUGUUUUAUAUCAUAGUUAUUAUGUAGUGAUACAGGGCAUAAAAUAAAUAGAGCCAAACAGUCCUUUGUCCCAGUGGCAGUAAGGCUCCUGAAUGAUGGUCUGGCCUACAGUUGAUGUUGACGUUGUACUGAUGUGUAUAUUGUGUACAUUAAAAAAAUUAUGAAACACCCAUAAAUUGCACUUUUUCUAUUCUCAUUGUAUUUGUCUGUUUUUGUAUUUAUGCCCAUUGUAUGCUUUAUGAUGUGUUUUAAAGUACACAGUGCCACAAACAAAAUGUCCCUGUGAGGAUAAUAAUGUCAUUAUCUUACUCACUAUAAUGGUUUGCUCACCUGUGUUUGAUUUGCUCUUGUAGUUCUGGGACACCCGUUCGCCCAACCCAAUGAUGUCCCUGCAGCUGCCGGAGAGGUGCUACUGUGCAGACGUGGUGUAUCCCAUGGCAGUGGUAGCAUCGGCAGAGCGAGGUUUGAUUGUAUAUCAGCUUGAGAACCAGCCGUCCGAGUUCAGGAGGAUAGACUCACCACUCAAACACCAGCACCGCUGCAUAGCCAUCUUUAAGGACAAACAGAACAAGCCUGCUGGAUUUGCUCUUGGGAGCAUUGAAGGGCGGGUCGCCAUUCACUACAUCAACCCUCCUAACCCAGCCAAGGAUAACUUCACCUUCAAGUGCCACAGGUCGAAUGGAACCAACACAACCACACCACAAGACAUCUAUGCUGUGAGUGCAGCUUGUGCUCUCUCCACCCUGCUUUCAUAUUAGUUUGGCUGCAGUCAGUAGGAAGCGAAAGAUGUUGGUGUUUUUUAAUGCAAAAAGCUUGCUGUUUCUGAUCAAACAGGUGAAUGCCAUCUCCUUCCACCCUGUCCACGGUACACUGGCGACUGUUGGGUCUGACGGUCGCUUUAGCUUCUGGGAUAAAGACGCUCGCACCAAGCUGAAGACCUCGGAGCAGCUGGACCAGCCAAUCACAGCUUGCUCGUUCAACAACAAUGGCAACAUCUUUGCCUACGCCUCUAGCUAUGACUGGUCAAAGGGGCAUGAGUACUACAACCCUCAGAAAAAGAACUACAUCUUCCUGCGUAAUGCUACUGAGGAGCUGAAACCUCGGAAUAAGAAAUGAUCUGUCCUGUCUCUCCUGUUGUUUGCAAAAUGGAGGUUUGUCAAACGCACACGUGAUGCCUGCACGACUCUGUUCCUAUCCUGUGCCAACACCAAUGGUGGAGCUGCUGCUUGCAAAAGGACCAAUCACUGGAGGUCUUUCAUCUUCUUGGCAUUGGCCUGGACCUCUGUCCCAGCCACAUGCAUCCAAAUAGGGGUUGGAGAGUGAGGAGAUGAUAUUGUUUUGUAAUAUCUGAUAUUUUAUUUUCUAUUGUCAGUAGCUAGGUUUCCAUCGAAUUGCUGACAGAUUUUUCAUGUGAAUGUUCUUAAAUCUGCUGAAACAAAAUCUGAAAACAAUGUGUGCAUUUUUCCACCAGAGAUGUUUCCAUCCAAUUGAUUUGUUGUGGGUAGAAAGAUGUGCUUGAUGGCAUAGUGCACAUACAAAUAACGUUUGUGGUUAAAUUCCCAUGUACCAAAUAAAAAUUACAAA